Messenger RNA from Rotaria sp. Silwood2, 1149 nucleotides. The record is from the annotation of a GenBank genome assembly. Lineage: Eukaryota; Metazoa; Rotifera; Eurotatoria; Philodinida; Philodinidae.
AUGUCAACCAGCAUUAGUUUGGAGGAACAAUUUCGAGGACUCGUUCUUUCUUUGAAGGAAAUGAAUCCUACGUGGAUGGCAUGUGAUAUUGCUGAUGAAGUACAAUCUUAUGAAAAUCCACCUCGAUUACGUCGUGAUGCAUUAAGAAGAAAAAUAAAUCGAAUAUUACGACGAGGGACAAUAAAAGAUAAACCAAGAUGUGGUGCACCACGAACUGUUCGAACAAAACAAUUGAAAAAAACAGUAAAACGUUUGUUACAUUUAACAAGAGGUCAAAGUCAAAGAAAAGUCGUAUCUUAUUUAAAACGUAACAAUAUUAAAGGUGAAAAAACGUCGGUGCAACGAGUAACUAAAGAAUUAAAUUUGAAGCCGUUUAAACUAAGAAAAGCUCAAAAACUAUCAAGAAUGAAUAGAGUACGACGUGUUGCUUGUGCGAAACAAUUAAUCAAAAAAUUCGGUGCAAGAAAAGCUAGGUCGAAAUGGCAAUGGAACAGAAUUAUUAAUACUGAUUUUUCAGGUAUAUUUACAAUUGAAGGUUAUUACAAUAGUAAAAAUGACGUGGUGUAUGCCGAAAAUUCAUCUGAAAUUUCUCCUGAUUUAAGAAAUGCGUCGAUUUCAAAAUAUCCAGUUGGUGUUAUGUUCUGGGGUGCAAUUUGUACGAAAGGGUUAAUACCACAAGAUGGUCCAAUAAAUUUUACUCAAUGGUUACGAGAUCAACGUCCAAAGAAUAAUUCUAAACGAUUUUACAUGACUGGUGAAUUAUAUGCUAAAUUUUUAGACGAAGAAGCUAUUCCAGCAAUUGCUGAAGUAGUAGAAGAUCAAGAUGAAUUUAUAUUUCAAGAUGAUCAAGACUCAAAACAUCGAACUAAAGUCGCUAUGAAUGUUAUUGCUGAUCAUUUUGAAGAAAGAAUCGAGCCAGAUGAUGGAGAUGCAAAAUUUGCAGAUGUAUGGCCUAUCGAAAAUGUUUGGGGAAUGCUAAAGGAAAAAACAAGAGCGCAAACAUUUGACAAUCUUGAUUCACUAGUCGAUUUUAUCAGUUUAGAAUGGCAAAAAAUUACACCUGAACAAUGUGAAGCGAUGAUAGAUAAGAUACCUAAACGUUUGGCACAGGUGAUACAGCGAGAUGGGAAUCAAGUUUAUAAAGACUGA